Molecule: messenger RNA, 4236 nt
Organism: Mycosarcoma maydis (corn smut)
Lineage: Eukaryota; Fungi; Basidiomycota; Ustilaginomycetes; Ustilaginales
Product: condensin subunit YCS4
Exons: 1
Coding region: 1-4236 (1411 amino acids)
Biological process (GO): mitotic cell cycle; meiotic chromosome condensation; mitotic chromosome condensation
Cellular component (GO): condensed chromosome, centromeric region; nucleus
Molecular function (GO): histone binding
Source: RefSeq, a predicted model, not a curated record
AUGACUCGCGCCGAUGGCGGUACCGGCGACGCUAACAGCGGUCGAUACAAUCUUGCCGACGAACUUCUCUUGCUUCAAGAUGAACCCUACAUCAUCUCACAGGAGCUCGGCGUCGAUGAUAUGAACGCCUCCGAACAGCUCUCCACCCUCGAUGGUGCCAUCGACGCUAUCACUUCCAGUCCGGACAAUGUCUCGAAUUCCGACAUUUACGACCUCAUCCGUUCCUACCUCAAACAUUUCGCCAACCUCUGCCCCAAUGCUUGCAACAAACUUCUCGACGUUAUCGCUUCAGGAAUGUCCAGCGCACUCGACGAAGCACAGCGCGAGCUUGAUGGCGACGAUCCCAACGCAUACACUUCCCACGCUGAAACCCUUGAGCGAUACGCCUUCCUCCUCCAAUGGCUUGUCUCGGUCGCAGAAAAGUACAGCGGUGCUCGCUCGGACAAUGGUGGCUCGGCUGCUGCCAUUGUGGCUGCUAGGGGAGUUUCUGCUAGUCGUCGUGGUGGAGCGAGCGCCAAAUCCGCUGCAGCUGCGGCUGCGGCUGCCAAGUCUGGCUCCGCAAGAGCCGACGCUUGGGCCUGGUCCAACUCGAUUCCUGCUGUGCUUACGCUCAUGUCCAAGGCAGCACGCGUACGAAGCGAGCGCAUGUGGACCGUCUCGGCUGCCCGCGACUCUUUUGUCUCUGGCUGCCUCUUGCGUCCAGCUCUGCUCCUCCAGGAAAACGAAUUGUAUCUCAAGAGCCAACCCAUCAAGCUCGGCAUCUUCAAGGUCAUCUGCCAGGCCGUCAAGGCUCAUGGUCAGGCCUUCAGCGCACAAACCAGCAUCAUGCAGUCACUACAGUACUAUGAGCACCUCGCUGAACCCAUGGCAGAGCUCUUAGCCGUCAUGCGUCUCGAGUUCGACUACGAACGUCUCGGCGAAGACGUCCUCCGUGAAGUAGCCGCAAAGAACUUUGGAGCCAUGGACACAAAAAGUCCGCGUUCUUUUGGUCGCUUCCUCGUGCGAAUGGCCGAGCUCAGCCCACGUAGCGUCCUCAAACAGAUCAGCCUUCUCCAAAAGCACCUCGACUCGGAGUCCUACCCCAUGAGGAACGCGCUCAUCGAAACGCUUGGUCUUCUCAUAAAGGAGCUCGCUCUCACCGACGACUCUCUGAAUUCGGAUGGUGGAGAUGCCGGCAUCUCUGGAGAUGCAGCUGCUGACGAAAAUCGGGGCAGUGCCGAAGCGCGCAAAAAGCAGAUCGAGACCUUCUUCGACCUCCUCAUCGAACGCUUCCUCGACCUCAACUCAUACGUACGUUCCAAGCUGAUCACUGUCUGUGCCCGUCUCUUGGAUCUGCCCACCAAAUUCCCCAAGCAGCGCACCGAGAUCACCGAAAUGGUCAUCCGCCAUCUCGAGGACAAAAGCAGCGGUGUUCGCAAAAAUGCCAUCGCACUCCUCACAAAACUCAUCCUCACCCAUCCCUUUGGCAUGCUUCACGGCGGCGAACUCUGUCUUCAAGAAUGGCAGGCCCGAUACGAUCUUGUCUCCAAGGAGCUUCAAGAGACCGAAGGUUCCCUCAACUUGCCAGGCGAGCGGUCCCUCGACCGCGACGAGAGCGAGUCGGAAGCUGCAGACGACUUGGAUGAAGACAUGGAUGAAGAUCGAGACGACGUAGAAGAACAACAAGAUGGAGAUGACACGGUCAUGCAGGACAAUGACGAGUCCGACGACCAAGAUGCUCCUCCUUCUCGCAACCGCCAUUCUUCCAAAAAGUCCAAGGACAAGGCGCAACACAGCAAACCCAAGAAAGCUCGGCGAUCCGGCGUCGAUCUGGAGGCUCUCGCGACUGCUCAGGCCGAGAUGGAACCCGUCGACGCUGAAAAGGUCAUGCGCCUGCGUCUCACCAAGCGCUAUUACACAGACGCCAUUGCCUUUAUCACCCAGAUCGAGACCGCCAUGCCCAACUUGACGCUGUUGCUAGCCUCGACCAACAAAGCCGAAGUGCUCGAGAGCAUGGAAUUCUUCCGCGUCGCUCACGAGUACAAGCUCUCGGGCUCGGCUCAAGGCGUACGCAAGAUGGUCCAUCUCAUCUGGACCAAGGACAACACUCUCGUCAUGGAGGAUGGCAUUCAGCUCAAAGGCGUUCGGUCGCGUCUCAUCGAGGUCUACCGUGCCCUCUAUUUUGACGCUCGUGCCGAUCUCAACGCCAAGGACAACAUUGCUCGCAUCGCCAAGAACAUGAUCGAACGCACUUUUGGCGCCACAUUGGCCGAACUGACCUCGCUCGAAGAGAUGCUCAAGACCAUGCAGAUCGAGAACCUCGUUCACCCCGAAGUCGUCAACAAGCUCUGGGCCGUCUACUCGGCGCCUCGUGCCAUUUCUGCCGCACAACGUCGAGGUGCUAUCAUCGUUCUCGGUAUGCUCGCCACUGCCAGGCGCGAGAUCAUAUCCGAGCAUGUCGACACGCUUCUCCGUGUAGGUCUCGGUCCGCUGGGUGCGCGCGAUGUCAUUCUGGCCAAGUACACCUGUGUUGCGCUGCAAAGACUCGGCGGCAGCGUCAAAAAGGUCAAAGGCGCUCUCAGCGACGAGAGUGUCCGUUAUCCUAUGACCCACGCUCUCUUUGGCCGUCUUCGUGCUGCCAUCCAAAUGUCGGGAGAUGUGCUCAAGGGAAACAGCCGCGCAGAGUGGUUCAGCUUGGCCGAAAACGCCAUCAACACCAUCUACCUCUUGGGCGAGCAGCCCGAUGCUCUUUGCACCGAUAUCGUUCGCAGCAUGACUUCGCGUGUUUUUGGCAGCAAUACUGGCAAGUCGAACCGCCAAGAGGACGACGCUGCGGCCAGCGAAGCUUCCAUGUCGGAUGCAAGAGAUGUGGCUUCGAGCUCAGAUACACCCAUCAUGGGUGAUGCGUUCCAACUUGCCCAACUGCUCUUCCUUGUAGGACAUGUGGCGCUCAAGCACAUCGUCUACCUCGAGUUGGUCGAGCGAGAGUACAAGCGACGAAAAGCCGAGGCUGACAAGGAAAAGGCUGUGGCAAAAGCUGUUUCGCAAGGCAAGGCCAGUCGAGCUGCUGCUGCUGCUGCUGCGGCUGCGGUCGAGGAACUUGAUCAAGUUGCCGGUAAUGCCGAGGACGAGAUCGGCGAGGUGAUCGCCAGUGUCCGCGAAAAGGAGCUACUCUACGGUAGUCGAAGUGUGCUGGCCAUGUUUGGUCCCAUCAUCACACACAUUUGCAGCAGCCCCAAGUCGUACCCGAACGAGCUGGUGCGUCGUGCUGCCGUGCUGACGCUUUGCAAGUUUAUGUGCGUCUCUUCAACGUUCUGCGAAGCCAACUUGGCCUUGUUGCUUCACAUCCUCACCACGUCCAAGGACGCCGUGAUCCGCAGCAACGUCGUGAUUGCGCUUGGAGAUAUCGCCGUCUGCUUUGGCUCACUCGUCGACGAGAACUCGGAUCGUCUCUAUGCCGGUCUGGCCGACUCAGAUCUGUCGGUCAAGAAACACACGCUCAUGGUGCUCACUCACUUGAUCCUCAACGGAAUGAUCAAGGUCAAAGGUCAGCUUGGCGAGAUGGCCAAGUGCCUUGAAGACCCCGAGCCGCGUGUUUCGGACUUGGCCAAGCUGUUCUUCUCGGAACUUGCGACCAAGGAGAAUGCUGUGUACAACAACUUGCCCGAUAUCAUUUCGCACCUGUCGAUCGGAAAGCACGCCGUAGACGAAGAGACGUUCGCGCGCACGAUGCGGUUCAUCUUUACUUUCAUCGACAAGGAGAAGCAGGCGGAGAACGUGGUCGAGAAGCUCUGUCAGCGAUUCCGGCUGACCAGCUCGGAACGGCAGUGGCGCGAUAUCGCGUUUUGUCUUUCGCUUUUGCCGUACAAGAGCGAAAGGUCGGUCAAGAAGCUCAUCGAAGGCCUGCCUUUCUAUCAGGACAAGCUGUACCAUGCCGAGGUAUACAAGCGAUUCCAGGAGAUAUUGGCCAAAGCGCGUGCAAACAAGACGGCGGCUUCGGGUGGAGGAGGUGGUCGAGUAGCAAACGGUGGUGCUGCUGGAGCCAGCUCGGAAGGUGCGGGCGAUUUGCGCGAGUUCGAAGAGAUUCUGGCUCAAGCGGCGGCAAAGGGUGAGCAGGAUGAGGCAUUCGAAGGUGCUGCUCACGCCAAAGUGGCCAAGCUGACAAGAGCCCGCAAGAGUGGUAAGCCGAGUAAUGCGGCAGCAGCCAAGAAGAGCACGAGAGCAAGUACCAGAGUUUCGGUCGCCAGUGAAGCGUAA